Molecule: messenger RNA, 550 nt
Organism: Magnolia sinica
Lineage: Eukaryota; Viridiplantae; Streptophyta; Magnoliopsida; Magnoliales; Magnoliaceae
Product: F-box/LRR-repeat protein At3g48880-like
Exons: 2
Coding region: 31-528 (165 amino acids)
Molecular function (GO): protein binding
Source: RefSeq, a predicted model, not a curated record
ACAAGGAGUCUCUUUUAAUAACAUUACUUCAUGGAGGUGUCAAAAAAAGCCAACAAAAACCAACGGUCAUGGGAUGCUCUACCCGAAGAUGUUGUGGCCAUCAUACUUGCAAAGGUGGGAACGCAAGAUCUCAUAUUCAAUAUUCCUUUCACAUGCAAAGCAUGGUACAAAGCUAGUUUGAAUCCACUAUCUUGGCAGACCCUUGAUUUUAGCGAUUGGAAUAGUAUUUCUUUCAUCAAACGCGCUAAUAGUAGAAGGCUAAAUAUCAUGAACGUUGGAAAAAAUGAUAUAGAUUCCGAAGCAACGUUUGAUCGAUUGCUCAGAUUCGCGGUCAACCGAAGCCGAGGUUGUGUUACUACCGUUAUCUACCCAAAUUCUAUGGUUGUUCCCAAUGGCAUAGAUUGCAUUAGAAGAAGAUGCCCUAAGAUUAAGAUGUUUCAACUGAAAGAUAUACCUGACGGACCUGCAUGUUGGGAUGGACGAGCAACUAGGGUUGAUGACCUACAAGACAUGUCCAAGAAAAUGUAACACAAGCUUUAAUGGGGAAGAA